This is a messenger RNA of Vigna radiata var. radiata (mung bean), 369 nucleotides long. RefSeq names its product probable magnesium transporter NIPA6. The transcript is spliced from 5 exons. The record is from RefSeq and is a predicted model, not a curated record. Bases 1 to 369 code for a protein of 122 amino acids. Gene Ontology annotation, cellular component: membrane. NCBI's taxonomy places the organism in Eukaryota, Viridiplantae, Streptophyta, Magnoliopsida, Fabales, Fabaceae. Gene Ontology annotation, biological process: magnesium ion transport. Gene Ontology annotation, molecular function: magnesium ion transmembrane transporter activity.
AUGAGUUCCAGUGCAUUCAUCGGUUCAAGCUUCAUCUUGAAGAAGAAAGGUCUUAAGCGUGUUGCUGCACGCGGUACUCGUGCAGGAGUAGGUGGUUAUAAUUAUCUGCUAGAGCCGCUUUGGUGGGCUGGCAUGGUAACGAUGAUUAUUGGGGAAAUUGCAAAUUUUGUGGCUUAUAUCUAUGCUCCGGCAGUUCUGGUGACUCCCCUUGGUGCACUUAGUAUUAUAGUUAGGUUGCAGAAAAACAAGGAUUCCAAGGCAAAAGCUGGUCAGCUGCGGCAGCAGGGUGGAUAUCAUCGAAGGGUCGUGGCUUUAGAUCAAACGGAACAAUCCAAGCAGUUGCAUGAUGCAACUAGUUCUCUGGCAUGA